Molecule: messenger RNA, 387 nt
Organism: Priapulus caudatus
Lineage: Eukaryota; Metazoa; Priapulida; Priapulimorpha; Priapulimorphida; Priapulidae
Product: matrix metalloproteinase-9-like
Exons: 4
Coding region: 1-378 (125 amino acids)
Biological process (GO): collagen catabolic process; extracellular matrix organization
Molecular function (GO): metalloendopeptidase activity
Source: RefSeq, a predicted model, not a curated record
AUGAAACUGGAGAUGCCGGGGAUUGAACCCGGGCCCUCUCACAUGCGAAGCGAGCGCUCUACCACUGAGCCACAUCCCCAGGAUUAUUUAGAGAAAUACGGAUACCUAGACAGCGUGAGAGAGUACAGGGAGAUGGGUCGCCUCUCUAAGAAGGGAAUGCUGGAAGCGGUGAUGAAAUUCCAGAAGAUGGCGGGACUCAACGAGACGGGUGAGGUGGAUGAGGCUGCCGUGGAAGUCAUGCAGCAGAAGCGCUGCGGCAUGAAGGACUUCAUCAGUGAAGACGAGAAGCGACAGCAGGCGAGCUUCCGCAGCGAACUCCGCCGCCGCCGCAAGCGACAAGCACCUGAUGGCGGGCCUCUGCAACCGCUGGUGGUCUAAAUGUGAUCU